Messenger RNA from Oncorhynchus gorbuscha (pink salmon), 742 nucleotides. RefSeq names its product neuromedin Bb (gene nmbb). The record is from RefSeq and is a predicted model, not a curated record. Gene Ontology annotation, cellular component: neuron projection. Gene Ontology annotation, biological process: neuropeptide signaling pathway; positive regulation of hormone secretion. Gene Ontology annotation, molecular function: neuromedin B receptor binding; neuropeptide hormone activity. Bases 74 to 484 code for a protein of 136 amino acids. Lineage: Eukaryota; Metazoa; Chordata; Actinopteri; Salmoniformes; Salmonidae. The transcript is spliced from 3 exons.
AACUGCGCUUCUAUUGCCAUUUGGACAUUUUGCGUCCUGGAGGAGAGUUCUAUAGCCCAUUUCUUCCGUAGAGAUGUCCGGAUUUUUUUUGAACGUUUGCCAACUUGGUUUUUUUACCUACCUUGUGCUUUUUUCUUACAUUUCUGUAACCACUUCAGUGAGUUUUGAUUUAACCGAACUUGGAAAUAAAGUUGCGAAAAUUAAAGUUAAUCAAAGAGGGAAUCUUUGGGCGACAGGUCAUUUUAUGGGCAAGAAGAGUGUCAUGGAUAGCCCUCUGCUCCAGUCUCCCGAUGGACAGUCUGUGGAUGCGUUCGAGGUCGCCUUGAGUCCGGAGCAGAACGGGAUGGGAAAUCUCUUCCAAGAUGUGCUGAGGGUCGCGUUGCAAGCCCAACUCAGAGAUGACACAGAGAACCGCUCUAAAAACCAGGAGACUGGAUUGUUGAUGAAGAUAUUAGAGAGCUACAUUCAAAACAACAGAAAGUGAUGCAGAAGUCUAUCAUAAUGUUCCUUAUAACCAAGAUGAAGUCAUCCAGUCUAUGUCUAUAAAGGUUUUGGUCAAUAUGGAAUCAAAUCUCAUAUGCUUUAACAUGAUUGUAACAUGUCUGUUCAGUUUACAGUUGACCAAAAUGCUAUUUGCAAUGUCACCGGAUCUGAAAUGAAGGGUGAAUCAAAUGUACAUGUGUAUUUAUCAUUUUGAGGAUGUGCUGCAUUGUAUUGUUGAUAUUAAAUGAUUUAUAUUCAA